Molecule: messenger RNA, 2016 nt
Organism: Anopheles arabiensis
Lineage: Eukaryota; Metazoa; Arthropoda; Insecta; Diptera; Culicidae
Product: SEC14-like protein 4
Exons: 6
Coding region: 201-1448 (415 amino acids)
Cellular component (GO): cytoplasm
Source: RefSeq, a predicted model, not a curated record
CGCAGCCGCAUUCUCGAACGAGCCGUCGUGCGCGAUAAACGCAACGCUUGCUGCGGCUACUACGACCGAAGUCGCGCGUUUGGGCUAGUGCAUUACACAAACAGUAAAGUGCAUCAGUGUGUACAUCGCAAGUGUGUGUGUGUGUCUGUGAGAAAGUGCAUUUUGCGUUCCGUUCUGUUUCUGCCCCACAGGUAAACACGAUGUCAAUGAAAAUGCUUUCCCUCGAGGAUGACCAGCGAUUUGCGCUGAUGAAGUUCCGUCGGCAGGUGGUUGACAUACUGAAACCGGAGCACGAUGAUUACUAUCUGGUGCGUUGGCUACGAGCACGCAACUGGAACCCGGAGGCGGCGGAAAAGAUGCUGCGCGAUUCGAUGAAGUUCCGGGAGCGCUGGAACACGGACGAGAUCGCCAAGUGGCCAACGCCCCAGAUCCUGCUCGACUACAGCCCGCACGGUGUGUCCGGCUACGAUAAGGAAGGCUCACCGAUCAUCAUCAUACCGUUCGCCGGGUUCGACAUCUGGGGCCUGCUGCACAGCGUGUCCCGGGCCGACAUCGUGCGCAUGACGAUGCAGGCGCUCGAGGGCUACAUGCAGCAGGCGUACGAGCAGAGCAAGAAGACCGGCAACCCGAACAGCCGCCAGUUUAUCGUCGUGUUCGAUAUGGACAACUUCAACCUGAAGCAGUACAUCUGGCGCCCGGCGAGCGAGGUGGUGAUCUCGCUGAUCAAGAUGUACGAGGCGAACUAUCCGGAGAUCCUGAAGUGCUGCUACAUCAUCAACACGCCGAAGGUGUUCGCGUUCGCGUACAACAUGGUGAAGAAGUUCCUGGGCGAGUACACGAUCGACAAGAUACGGAUCUACAAGCCGGACCGGACCAAGUGGCUGCCCGCGAUCCUGGAGCGGUGCGAUGCGGACCAGCUGCCGGCGUACUUCGGCGGCACCCAGACUGACCCGGACGGCAAUUCGAAGUGCGAGACGAAGAUCUGCUGGGGCGGCAAGGUGCCGAAGGAGCUGUACACCUCGAAGGAGGACAGCUUCAACAACAAUCUGACGUUCACGGAGACGGAGAUCCGGAAGGGUGGCCGACUGAAGCUGACGUUCGACUGUGAGGAUGCGGGCUGUUUCUUGAAGUGGGAAUUCCGUACGUUCGAUCACGACAUCAAGUUCGGCGUGAAGUGCGUGAACAAGAAGACGGAGGAAUCAGUUAUCGAGGUGCCACUCAAGCGAGUGUCCUCCCAUCAGGUGGACGAGUCCGGGUUCAUCACCUGCCAGCCGGGAUGCACAUAUCACGUGCUGUUCGACAAUUCGUACUCGUACUUCAAGACGAAAAAGAUCCGCUACUCCGUGCUGAUGACGGCGCCGCUGAACGACGAGGAGCAAACGAUGGCCCCGAUUGCCGUGACGGAGGAGGAAACGUCCCCGGCGGACGGUAGUACGGCCGAGGAUUGAACCCCGAGGGUUGGACGGCGAGUCAUCUGAUGGCUGGACAGGGUGCGCUUUGUACUUUUAAAAGAACACGGUCAGUUGUCCUUCGGUACUCACACAAAAACGAACAUCAAGGGAAUAGAGUGUUGCGGUACUAUUACAUACAGAGGGAUGCAUCGGGUUAGGGCUGAUAAAACGGUAUUGCAUUCUCAAAACAAAGGUAGUGAUGAACCGUCGCGCAAAAAUGUCGUGAGCCAAAGAUUUUGAUUUGUGGUGUGUGUGUGCUUUAAAUCGUUUUCUUCCCUUUCAACACCUGUUCCCUCAGCAUUCUUUUUACAGCUUUCACGUGUGUUUGACACAAUCUUUCCUUAUCACAGCAGCUUAGGUGUGUUCGAUUACAUUUCUUUCACCCUUUUGAAAAAAGCCGAACCACGCCCGAUAUACGCGCGACAUUCCAUUACAGGGUGAUAUUUGAUUAGAUAGUAAGCUCCCAAAAAUUGCAUAUCCCAGUGGCUGUGGCGACGUUCGUCCUUAUCGGUGACCAUUGUAAAAAAGCAAACAAACAAAACAAUAAAAAUACAUACUAAUAUUA